This is a messenger RNA of Daldinia caldariorum, 2396 nucleotides long. RefSeq names its product FAD/NAD(P)-binding domain-containing protein. The record is from RefSeq and is a predicted model, not a curated record. Bases 263 to 1738 code for a protein of 491 amino acids. Gene Ontology annotation, molecular function: NADP binding; N,N-dimethylaniline monooxygenase activity; flavin adenine dinucleotide binding. NCBI's taxonomy places the organism in Eukaryota, Fungi, Ascomycota, Sordariomycetes, Xylariales, Hypoxylaceae. The transcript is spliced from 3 exons.
GGUUUUUCAAAAUAUCCUAGCAUGGAAGCGGCUUGCGGGGAUCGGCAAUACUGUUGAGGAGAGCUAUGUGCGAGGGAAAUGAUCACACUGUGGCAUAUAAUGUUGUAUUCGUACAUAUCAAUGGAAAUCCUACCCUCCGCCUCUGCAGACUUACACGAAAUCGAGAUGCCUGUUAAAUUGAUAUCUCGGAAAUGCCAUAAUAAUACCUACCUAGGCAUUGAGAUGGCGAUUUACAUAGGGACAUUUACAUACUUGGACAGAUAUGGCUUCACCACCGGAGAAGAGCAAGCCGGAAGCGCUUGAUGUUGUUAUCGUGGGUGCUGGUAUAUCUGGAAUCAACACUGCCUACCGAUUGCAGACUCAACUCCCCAAUCUUCACUUCAUUAUUCUCGAAAGCCGCGAUGAAAUCGGCGGUACCUGGUCUCAGUUCACCUACCCAGGAGUGCGUUCAGAUGCUAUAAUGAACACGCUGGCAUUCCCAUGGCAUAUAUACCCCCAUCCAGAGCCGAUAGCGGACGGCUCUCUAAUUCUAGACUAUAUCAAAGACGCUGCGUCAAAGUCUGGUAUAGCGAGCCGUAUCCAGAUGCGACACAAAGUACGAACUGCAGAGUGGUCUUCGCCACAACAGCAGUGGACCAUCACAGUUGACCACGAGGGGAAGCAAAAGUGCUAUACUGCGCGCUGGAUGAUUCUAGGAACCGGUUAUUAUGAUUAUGAAACCCCGUUGCAGGCUGAGUUUCCAGGUCUCAGCAAUUUCAAAGGAAAGGUAAUACAUCCGCAAUUCUGGCCGAAGGACUACGACUACGAGAAUAAGAAAAUGGCGGUAAUUGGCAGCGGGGCCACUGCUGUCAGCUUGCUGCCGUUACUUGCAGAGAAAGCCGGUGAAUUAACCCUGAUCCAGCGAAGCCCAAGCUAUGUCAUUGUCAAAGACAACAGAUCAUGGACGUAUAGGCACAUGCCGCUAUCCCUGGCAUCGGCUUGUCAGCGCCUUUAUCACACUGUACAGCAGCAUUAUUACGUUGCGUACUGCGAACGUUUCCCCGCUUCCGCGAAGGAGCGUCUCCGCAAGGAUGCUGAGAAGCGGUUACCGAAGUGGUUGGAGCAGGACCCCCAUUUCAAGCCCCGGUACAACCCGUGGGAACAGCGGAUGUGUACAGACCCCGACGGGAUCUUCUACGAAGCUCUUCACCGCCCUAACGUGAAGGUUAUCACCGGGAACAUUACAAAAUUCACAGACACCAGUGUCGAGACCAAGGAUCACAAGACUGGAAAGAUAGAAACUACUGAUCUGGAUGCUGUCGUUACUGCUACCGGCCUGAACAUGAAGAUGGGCGGGGGUAUUGAUGUGCGGGUUGAUGGAGAGACCCUGUCGUGGGGUAACAAGUAUGUAUGGAACGGUGCGAUGAUCGAGGGGGUACCAAACAUGAUGUUUGUGUUUGGCUACGCCGACAACACCUGGACCAUAGCAGCUGAUAUAACAGCUCGCCUUGCAGUCAGGCUACUGAAAUACAUGGACCGCAAAGGACUGAAGUCGGCAGUUCCUCAGAUAUCCGCAAGCCAUAUCACUACAGAUACCGAACGAAUUUUCCGACUUAGUUCAACCUAUGCCACUGUUGCGGCGGAUAGGCUCCCAGUGUACGGGAAAACAGGACCUUGGAGGCCCAGGACUCGUCCACCGCAGGACUACCUACACGCACGUUGGGGUAACUAUCGGAAUGGCCUCCGUUUCUCUACUUGAUACCACAAGUACUGUUGGAUGAGUAUCUGUCGAUUGUCUAUUAGUCUCCUAAUUAGUUACGGGUUAUGACAUGAAUCUCAAAAAUUUCCGCGUCUCAUUCAUCAUGUCCACACCGCCAACCUUUGAUAUAGAUAGUUUGGAGUAAGUACCAACAGUCACGUCUAGACCUGGAUCUACCCAAGAGAUUUAUAAUGUAUCUUAGCAAGCGGGUAGCCAAAGAAAACGAAGCAACCAUGAGAACAAGGCGUCCGAGGUCUAUGAUGAAGUGGGGCUAGGCCGGGGGUUGACUCCUUACAGACUAUAUCAUGCAGAUCACCCGCAGUGAUACCCCGCGGCGGCUCAGUCCGGAGAUUCGGAGGCAUGGGGGUUCUGUGCCAAUUUGGCCGUUUGGGUGGAUUGAGCUGCCGUGUGACAUACGGGAAGGUCUUAUCUCCUAAAAGAGCGAGCUAAACUAGGAUAUUCACUCCACUUCUGUCGACGAAUGGGACUUCUAAACACCGUUGGACACAUACUCUUUAGGAAUGGGGGAAGAGAUUUGGCCAAUGAUAUUUAGAUAGGUUACGGCAUAUGUCUAUUCCACAAGCACUUGUUUAGGAGAUAAGAGCACAGUGAGUUAAACUACCUACAUAAGAAACAAACGAUAUGCCCAGCUUCUACC